AUGGUAAAAAAUUCAUUCAUUUCAGUUAUUUCACAAGAAGAAAAAGACGAAAACAAGGGAUCUGUUGAAUUUCAAAUAGUAAGUUUCACUAAUAAGAUACGAAGACUUACUUCACAUUUUGAAUUGCAUAGAAAAGACUAUUUAUCUCAGAGAGGUUUGCGAAAAAUUCUAGGAAAACGACAACGACUGCUGUCUUAUUUAGCAAAGAAAAAUAGAGUACGUUAUAAAGAAUUAAUUAGCCGGUUGGAUAUUCGGGAAUCAAAAACUCGUUAA
Molecule: messenger RNA, 273 nt
Organism: Manihot esculenta (cassava)
Lineage: Eukaryota; Viridiplantae; Streptophyta; Magnoliopsida; Malpighiales; Euphorbiaceae
Source: the annotation of a RefSeq genome assembly